UUCAAGAAUGCUAAUGCAGUCAUGGAAUAUGAAAAAAUAGCAGAAAUGGAUUUUGAGAAGCGAGAUUUUCGGAAGGUUGUUUUCUGCAUGGACCGUGCCCUAGAAUUUGCCCCUGCUUGCCAUCGCUUCAAAAUCCUCAAAGCAGAAUGUUUAGCAAUGCUGGGUCGAUAUCCAGAAGCACAGUCUGUAGCCAGUGACAUUUUACGAAUGGAUUCCACCAAUGCAGAUGCUCUGUAUGUACGGGGUCUUUGCCUUUAUUAUGAAGAUUGUAUUGAGAAGGCGGUUCAGUUUUUUGUACAGGCUCUCAGGAUGGCUCCUGACCAUGAGAAGGCUUGCAUUGCUUGCAGAAAUGCGAAAGCACUCAAAGCAAAGAAAGAAGAUGGAAAUAAAGCAUUUAAGGAAGGAAAUUACAAGCUAGCAUAUGAACUGUACACAGAAGCCCUCGGGAUAGACCCCAACAAUAUAAAAACAAAUGCUAAACUCUACUGUAAUCGGGGUACGGUUAAUUCCAAGCUUAGGAAACUAGAUGAUGCAAUAGAAGACUGCACACAUGCAGUGAAGCUCGAUGACACAUAUAUAAAAGCCUACUUGAGAAGAGCUCAGUGUUACAUGGACACAGAGCAGUAUGAAGAAGCAGUGCGGGACUAUGAAAAAGUGUAUCAGACGGAGAAAACAAAAGAACACAAACAGCUCCUAAAAAAUGCACAACUGGAACUGAAGAAGAGUAAGAGGAAAGAUUACUACAAGAUUCUGGGAGUGGACAAGAAUGCCUCUGAGGAUGAGAUCAAGAAAGCAUAUCGGAAACGGGCCUUGAUGCACCAUCCAGAUCGGCACAGUGGAGCCAGUGCCGAGGUUCAGAAAGAAGAGGAGAAGAAGUUCAAGGAAGUUGGAGAGGCCUUUACCAUCCUUUCUGAUCCCAAGAAAAAAACUCGUUAUGACAGUGGACAGGACCUGGAUGAAGAGGGCAUGAAUAUGGGUGAUUUUGAUGCAAACAAUAUCUUCAAGGCAUUCUUUGGAGGUCCUGGGGGCUUCAGCUUUGAAGCCUCUGGUCCAGGGAAUUUCUUCUUUCAGUUUGGCUAAUGAAGGGCAACCACCAGAACCCAGAAAAUGCAGACUCACUCAGUUCAACCUCGAAUGUGGACACAAUUCACCUCCUUCCUUCAUCAAGUCUCUGUGUACUUAGAGCAGUUUCGUUUUCUCAGUUGGAUGCCUGUGUCUGUGAGUGUGGUGAAGGAAAGGGAGCCAACGUGCAAGAUUGGGGAGGGGAGGGAGGUGGGGGGUGGACAGGGAGGCAGCUUGUGAAUUUUUGUUGUACUGUUUAACUUUAUUAAAAAAGGAAAAAAAAAAAAGAAUAAAAUAAAAUGUUUUGACCCUU
Molecule: messenger RNA, 1375 nt
Organism: Marmota monax (woodchuck)
Lineage: Eukaryota; Metazoa; Chordata; Mammalia; Rodentia; Sciuridae
Product: dnaJ homolog subfamily C member 7
Molecular function (GO): protein binding
Source: RefSeq, a predicted model, not a curated record